GGCCCUGAUGUGGGAUCAGCUUAGUGAUCUGUUCCUCAGCGCGUGGAUCCUUCGCUGUGCUGCUCUCAGAUCAGUGCCCCUCACCCCUACACUCUGUCCCUCCCCACGCGCGCUCUGAUCCGACAGCAGCUCCACUCCGCAGCCUUUUCCUUCCACUUCCACUCCACUUCAGAGACGCCAACCAGGCUGGCUGUUCCCACGCCUCUGCACCCUUAGAACAAACAAUCUGUACGGGAAUAAACACGGAUUAAAUCACUGUUUUGGGGGAUUAUGCUUUUUCCAAAUCGGACUACAGAUGCGGGAAUUUAAUCAGAAGGAGCCUCGACUUUUUCCAGUAAAGUAACCGUGCAGCAGAAGUGGACGUAAACUUUUUUGGUCUGGGCUCGGUCUUAUAAUGUCAGGGCUUCUGUGUGUGUUAUGAGUGGCUUUUAUGAUUUUUUCCCCCCAUUUCUUAUGAGAGCUGUGUUUUAUAUGGACGGUUUUCCAAGUGGAAAAGAGAGAGAGAGACUUCCACAUCUCAGGAAUUCGACGCCUUGAACUGAAGGGUCCGUGAACGCCGCAGGUAGCUAGCUAACUUGCUCGAGACUUUUAGGAUUGUUUUAAUAUCUCCUGAUAGAGGUGAGAAACAUAAUAGGCCUAAUUGUACUCAAACGAAGGCUCUGGGCUGUUCGGCACACAGCUAACGUGAGCUAAAUGCUCUGUGUGAGCUUUUCCAGGGUCGCAUUUUGUUUAAACCAACUCGGGUCUAGUUCAGCCUCCACCAUUAGCCUCCGCGGCUAACGUCCCAACAUGCCGCAGCUGGGCAGAGACGGAGACGACCUGGGGGCUAACGAUGAGUUGAUCGCCUUCAAAGACGAGGGGGAACAGGAGGAGAAACCCAAUGUGUCCUCUGAGCGGGACUUGGAUGAUGUCAAGUCGUCCCUAGUCAACGAGUCGGAGACCACCAACAGCUCCGACUCGGAGGCAGACAGGCGCCCCAAGCCGCAUCCAGAUGUUGAGAGCAGGGCCAGGCACGGCCAGCUGUUUCAGGAAGGGCCCCGGAAGCAGCAUGACACGGGCUUCUUCCAGCCGUCUCCAUAUGUUGGCUAUCCCUUCUUUAUGAUCUCGGACUUUGGGAACCUCUGCAGCCCCUACCUCACUAAUGGAGCUCUGGCCCCAACCGGCCGGACGUACCUGCCGUUUCAGUGGCCUCUCCUCGACAUCCCAGGAAGAGCAGCUAUCAGAGAUUCUGCUGCUCCCACACACCUGUCCAACAGCGUCCCUGUGGUGCAGCAUCCCCACAUGACCCGCCUGCGCCCCCUGCUGUCCUACAGUCCAGAGGCCUUCUCCCCUCAGAGGGCGUCUCCUGGCUUCUCUCCUGAGCCUGGAAUGUCGAGGAGCCCUCACACUGCCUGUUAUCCUGUGUCUCCUGGAGGAAUGACUCCCAUCCCACACCCACUGGGCUGGCUGCCGGGGCAGCCCAUGUAUCCCAUUGCGGGGGGGUUCUCUCCUGCAGCUCUAGCCAUGAAUGCCUCCAUGUCCAGUCUGGUGUCGAGUGGCUUCUCACCACGUUUGGUUCCGCCCCCCCAGACGUCUGUUCCUGCAUCAGUGAAGCAGGAACCUGGAGCCGGUCACAGCCAGCAGCCUGGGAAGCCCACCUCCGGCUCCGAGCAUGACCAGGAAGAGGAGCGUAAGCCCCACAUCAAGAAGCCGCUCAACGCCUUCAUGCUCUACAUGAGAGAAGAGAGACCCAAAGUUGUGGCUCAGUGCAAAGUGAAGGAGAGCGCCACCAUCAACCAGAUCCUGGGCCAGCGGUGGCAUUCUCUGUCAAAAGAUGAACAAGCCAAAUAUUAUGAUCUGGCUCGCAAAGAGAGACUGCUGCACUCAAAGCUGUACCCCAACUGGUCAGCCAGAGACAACUAUGGGAAGAAGAAGAAGAGGAAGAGGGUGAAGAGUGAAACUCAGCUGGAAGUUGCUGCAGCAGCAGACGACUUCCCUCCACAGCUAAAGAAACCUCGAGAGGAGACUCCACACACACACACUCCGCUCACACAAUCUUCACACACACGCCCUCACCUGACGCAUACACACACAGUGUCUCAUCUGACACACACCCAGCUGUCCCAGGCCAGCCCCGCCUCAUCCCUGGACUCCCCGGCGACCCCCACCGCGGCGCUGGCCUCGCCCGCCGGCCCGGCUGCCACACACACAGAGCACACACACUCCUCCUACAGCCACAGUGGACACUGCUCCCCCUACGGCGAGCAGCUACAGCCGCUCUCCCUCACCACCAAGCCCCCCCGCACCACCCACUCUGUGAGCCGCAACGCCGUCACCCCAGGACCCUCCACCCCCUCCUCUACAGACACACCCACCUCUUCCCCCCCCACAGCCUCCUCCAGGAGCUCCCCUCAGCCACUGCCUCACUCCUUCUUCCUUCCCCCUCCCUCCUCCUCCCACCGAUGAUUCAUCUCCUGUGAACAGCCAAUCAGGUCAGAGCAUCUGAAACAUGAAACGUGCCUCUUUCUACAUCCUGUAAAUAAGCUAUUUUUUAUUUUUUUUUUACUUUUUAUAGACUUGUCAUAUUUUAUACCAGUAUGAAAAGGACAUAUUUGGUCAAUAUUUGACUGCAUCUAAAAUCUGUAUUUUUGAUUAUUUUUUUUGACUAUUUCACUUUUUCUACUUUCUUACUAGGAAGAAACUGUUUUUAUGUGAAGGUGAGGUUUGACACAAAAGUUUGUUUCAGAAAAGCUUUUUUUCCCUUUGUAGUUCUUCAUGUUAAGCUCGUUGAUGGUUCUUCAUGUUAAUAAAUUCAUACAGAAUACAAACAUGCUCUCAUUAUUUUGGCAUUUAGCCAAUAAAAAAAUCUCCUCAUAUUGGUAGUCCUGACUGACUAAGAGAGGAAAGAUGGCUUUGUGACGGUGGAGUCUAUCAAAGCAAAACAGACUGGAUGAACAACCAUUGAGAUAUUAAAGCACAACGAUGAGCUUCACACUUUUUGGAUUGAGGAGGAAACUGGAGAACCCAAGAAUCUACUGGUAGAGCAUGCUAACUAUGGACCUGAAUCUAACUAUGGACCUGAAUCUAACUAUGGAACUGAAUCUUAAGUGUUAAACCCAAACUUCUGCUUCUUCUGCCACCAGCUUCAAUUGCAUUGCUCUAUAUAGCAUCUGUAAAGAUCUAUGCAGACAACCUGUUGUCUAUUUCCAGUCUGUUAAUUAAAUCAGGACGUGGUUAAGCCUGUCAUUAUAAGCAAUAAAUCAGUCAUAUGAUUCAUUAAAACGGGCUUAACAAUU
This is a messenger RNA of Poecilia reticulata (guppy), 3275 nucleotides long. Its product is annotated as transcription factor 7-like 2. The record is from RefSeq and is a predicted model, not a curated record. Gene Ontology annotation, molecular function: DNA-binding transcription factor activity, RNA polymerase II-specific; RNA polymerase II cis-regulatory region sequence-specific DNA binding. Lineage: Eukaryota; Metazoa; Chordata; Actinopteri; Cyprinodontiformes; Poeciliidae. Gene Ontology annotation, biological process: regulation of transcription by RNA polymerase II; canonical Wnt signaling pathway. Gene Ontology annotation, cellular component: chromatin; beta-catenin-TCF complex; catenin-TCF7L2 complex.